AUGGACAACAACAGCAUAACCUCAGUUCUGAACUUCCGUGACGUCGGCUCCACCGUGAAUAAGUUUCUUGGGCGCAGGCUUGUCCGAGAAGGCCAGCUGUUCCGAUCAGCAAGACCAGAUGAUGCCUCCCUAGAAGAUAGGAAGCGCCUCCGAGAGGACCUGGGCAUUAAGGCGGUCAUUGACUUGCGCACAAAGACCGAACACGUCAAGCAGGCGAAAAAACGCGAGGCCGACCUUCAAGUCCCUGCCUUGCUGCAGUCCAACGCUGCGCUAGCCGAGCCAGUCCAGAUCCCAGGCCUAACGUAUCACGAGAUCAGGAUUACGGGCGGGGACUUCGAGCGGUUCUUGCUGAAGCAGCUGUCUUGGUGGAGUUUUUGCCACCUCAUCGUCCUAUUCCUCUUGGGCUAUCGCAAUGAAGGCAUCUCCGUCCUGUCUAGAGAGGUGAUGGUGCCACGUGGCCUGGUACGUCUAGGCCUCGAUACCCUGGAUCAAUCUGGUGAAGAAAUUGCCAAGGCUCUCAAGGUCUUCCUUGAUCCGUCAACGACACCUGCUCUGGUUCAUUGCACGCAGGGCAAGGACAGGACAGGGCUAAUCGUUUCUCUGGUGUUGAUGACUCUCGACGUGCCAAUUGAAGCCAUCGAGUAUGACUACAUGCUGACCAGCGGUGCACUUGAAUCCGAGAGGGAAGACCGGCUAGCCGAAAUUAGAGAGAUCGGCCUGACGGACGACUGGUUUGAAACAGCGCCUGACAUGAUCGUGCGAACCGCUGGCCAUAUUGACAGCGUCUAUGGAGGGAUCGCGGGGUACUUGGACAAGAUCGGAUUCGGCCAGGAUGAUCGCCAAAGGCUCAGAGAGCUUCUGCUGUACUGA
This is a messenger RNA of Colletotrichum graminicola M1.001, 870 nucleotides long. Its product is annotated as tyrosine/serine protein phosphatase. Gene Ontology annotation, biological process: dephosphorylation. Lineage: Eukaryota; Fungi; Ascomycota; Sordariomycetes; Glomerellales; Glomerellaceae. The coding region runs from base 1 to 870 and encodes 289 amino acids. The record is from RefSeq and is a predicted model, not a curated record. The transcript is spliced from 6 exons. Gene Ontology annotation, molecular function: phosphoprotein phosphatase activity.